Molecule: messenger RNA, 2119 nt
Organism: Lolium rigidum
Lineage: Eukaryota; Viridiplantae; Streptophyta; Magnoliopsida; Poales; Poaceae
Product: zinc finger protein CONSTANS-LIKE 9-like
Exons: 5
Coding region: 347-1537 (396 amino acids)
Molecular function (GO): protein binding; zinc ion binding
Source: RefSeq, a predicted model, not a curated record
AUCCCUCCUCUCUCUUCUUCCAGCUCGUGUCCACUCCUUUGUCUCUCUCUCUCUCUAACCAGGGAGGAGGAAAGAUUUUUUUUUUCGUUCCGGCUGCUGCUGGCCGCCGCGACCGGAGGACGAUUUCCUCGGAGCCGUCUCCGGUUCUUCUCCGCCGCCCGGCUCCCUGGGCCCGGCUCCUGGGCUGGAUCUGACGAGCUACCAGCUGCUGCGGCCGCUUGCUCGCUCGCUCGCUUCAGGUUUCUCCUGGAUUUGAGUGAUCUUCAAAGCUCCUGAAGAAGGGUUUGUUGGCCAAGUAAAAGCUCCUAAAGCUGGCUUGCAGUUUCAUCAAUAACAAACGAACAUCAUGGGCGCUCUCUGCGAUUACUGCGGGGAGCAUAGGUCCAUGGUUUACUGCCGAUCGGAUUCUGCAGCUCUCUGCUUGUCAUGCGACCGCAACGUGCAUUCAGCCAACGCUCUUUCUCGGCGCCAUUCAAGAACCCUUCUAUGUGACCGGUGUUCUGCACAACCUGCCAUGGUCCGCUGCCUAGAAGAGAACGCCUCGCUUUGCCAAAAUUGCGACUGGAAUGGGCAUAGUGCUGGAUCGUGCGCUGCUGGCCACAAGAGACAGAAUAUAAAUUGCUAUUCGGGAUGCCCAUCAUCUGCAGAGCUUUCGAGAGUCUGGUCAUUCAUUUUGGAUAUUCCUGAUGUAGCUCCCGAGCCAAACUGUGAGCAAAUAAUAAGCAUGAUGAGCAUCAGUGAAAGUGUUGUCAGUAACGGAGACAAUGCUCAAGGGGACAACAGCUUGUUGGAUAUGGCUAGCGCAGCACUUACGAAUGAUCUUAAUAAUGAAGACAAGCAAAAGUCUGUGAUGGGCUCAUCUUCUGAAGCUGGCCCGGACCUUCUUCCACUUGCUAAUGAUCAGGUAGCCGUAUCUGUGGAUUCGACGACAGCUAAGUAUACACCAGACAAACAUAUGUUCAGCAACAAGGACAGCAUAUAUGAAGAUUUCUCAAUGGAUGAUAUUGACCUGAGUUACGAAAAUUAUGAAGAACUAUUUGGUAACUCUCAUAUUCAGACUGAAGAACUCUUUGAUGAUGCUGGGAUUGACAGUUACUUUGAAAUGAAGGAAGUGCAUGCAGGGAGUACAGAUGAGAAGCCCAAGCCGACAAUGCCAGCUGUAUCUGCUGACUCUGGAAUGUCAAAUCCGGGAGUAAAAGAUGAUUCCAGUCUUUGCAUCCCUGUUAGGCAAGCUAUUUCCUAUUCUGGUUUUACUGGUGAGAGCAUUCCUGCAGAAUACCAGGAUUGUGGGGUAUCACCAAUGCUCCUUAUGGGCGAGCCUCCUUGGCUUCCUCCUGGCCCUGACUGCUCAUUUGCCGGAAUUAGAGAUAGUGCGAUUACACGGUACAAGGAGAAGAAGAAGAGAAGAAAAUUUGACCACAAGAUCAGAUACGAGUCUCGCAAGGCCAGGGCGGAUGUGAGAAAAAGAGUGAAGGGGCGGUUCGUUAAGGCUGGUGAAGCAUAUGACUAUGAUCCGCUCGACACAAGGAGCUACUGAAUGCAUAAAUCCGUUAUGCAGUGUUAGAUUAGCUAAACUUAAAACCAGUGCCUAUUGCGGCUGGGAUAAUAUCACAGGCACUCGAGCAAUCUUGGCAUACCCACCACCUCUGAAAAGAAAGGAACCAGCGAGACAAAAAUAUCUGAAUCCUCUGCAAGUUUUCGACGCUGUUCUUCCUCUUCUGUACAGCUGAUGGAAUUUGCGUCUUCCAUUGCUCUUGGCGAAGCGAUUCGAGUCACUCUCCAGUUUUGGUGUAUGAACCCAACACAGCUAGCUGGACUCCUGGGUUUUUCUCUCCUUUGUACUGACUGUACUAUGUGGCAUCAGACUUGUGGUAUUACUUCCUGAAGAUUGCCCCCAUAGGCGAAAGAUGGCUGUAGUUGUGUCCUCUGCGUUAUAUGUGAAUUCGGCUGUAAUCCGGAGUUUUGUUCUGCAAUUAUGCAUGUGUAAAUAUCAGAUCAGAAAUAAGCUGGUGGUUGUAAAGCUCUUUCGAGUUGGCGGAUGUGAUGGAGUUCAUGUAACUUGCCAUCAAUUUUCUGUGUUGGCUCUGCCCAAAUAAAUCAAACCUCCGAACCUACUCAA